AUGGCCGACCCGUCCCUCUACACAUACCCCUCACCUCUAGCCGGCUACGAGAACUUAACCCCGCUCGGAACGGAGCUAUCACCCGACGGAAAAAGUCUCGUGAACCUAGAGACUGGAGUUAAGAGCAAGAGCUAUGAGAAGUUUACUGAGCCUUUGGAUAGCGGAAUACGGGGAACGAUGCUAAUAGCAGCUAGUGAUGUGCAUAUCUAUCAUUUUCAGAAGAACAAAGAGCAGGCUAAGUUCGCUAGAGAACUAUGGGAGAGAGUCAGAAGAGAGUUCCCGGAGCUCCGCGUCUACAGAUUCUGGGAAGAACCAAUUGGGCCUCAUCCUAUUGCGAUGUUUGAAGUGAACCUCUUCACUCCCGAACAAUUUGGUGCUUUCAUACCUUGGUUGGUAAUCAACAGGGGUCCGUUGAGCGCAUUGAUUCAUCCUAAUACCGUUGAUGAAAAAGGAGAGUCAUUAGAUGAAGAAAGAGAUCAUACGCAAAGAGCGAUCUGGAUGGGAGAGCAACUUCCACUAGAUUUGAGUUUGUUCAAAAGGUUGAAGCAGAAGAAAGCUGCACAGUAG
This is a messenger RNA of Sclerotinia borealis F-4128, 567 nucleotides long. NCBI's taxonomy places the organism in Eukaryota, Fungi, Ascomycota, Leotiomycetes, Helotiales, Sclerotiniaceae. The record is from the annotation of a GenBank genome assembly.